Molecule: messenger RNA, 1335 nt
Organism: Volvox carteri f. nagariensis
Lineage: Eukaryota; Viridiplantae; Chlorophyta; Chlorophyceae; Chlamydomonadales; Volvocaceae
Gene: tubD
Product: delta tubulin
Exons: 11
Coding region: 1-1335 (444 amino acids)
Biological process (GO): microtubule cytoskeleton organization; mitotic cell cycle
Cellular component (GO): cytoplasm; microtubule
Molecular function (GO): GTP binding; structural constituent of cytoskeleton
Source: RefSeq, a predicted model, not a curated record
AUGCCAGUGAUAACUCUGCAAUUAGGACAGUGUGGCAAUCAGCUUGGGUGCAGCUUUUUUAGUACCCUUGCCGGAGAACUCUCUGCGAAUGAUUACGGAUUCGAUGCCGUCAACGAGUACUACAGGGCUGGGCCCGAUACAGCCGGCCUUUACACCGCGAGGUCGGUGCUCAUCGACAUGGAGCCCAAGGUUGUUGCUGGUGCGCGUGCCAGCGCCGCCGCCUCUGGCAGCUGGUGGCGCUACUCCUCCUCGGGUUACCUGGUCAUGCAGAGUGGAUCGGGAAACAACUGGGCGCAAGGAUUCCACGGGUACGGUCCACGUGUUCACGAGGCGGCCUUGGAGCUGGUACGGCGGGAGGUGGAAGCUGCCGACAGCCUAACGGGCUUCCUGCUGCUCCAAAGCAUGGCGGGCGGCACUGGCGCCGGUCUGGGCACCUACGUCGCGCAGGCGCUAAGGGACGAGUACCACUCGGCAUUCAUCACCAAUUGCUGCGUGUGGCCGUAUGAGAGCGGCGAGGUUAUCGUACAGCCGUACAACACGUUGUUCACUCUGAGUCACCUGUCGGACCUCUCAGACGGGAUUGUGUUGUUGGAGAACGAAGCUCUUCACCUCACAUGCGCCCGGCUGAUGGGGAUACCCCGGCCUUCUUUUGCGGACAUGAACGGCAUUGCAGCACGUGCCAUGGCUUCAGUGCUGCUGCCGUCACGGCUGCGGGGGCCUACGAACUCCAGUACGACAUCCCCGUUGGCGGAUCUGGUCACGCAGCUGUGCCCCCACCCCGCCUACCGCAUGUUGACGCUGAGGGCCAUUCCGCAGCUCCCACCCGCCAGCAUAGACUUCACCACCUUCACCUGGCCAGCCAUCCUGAAGCGCCUCAGGCAGAUGCUGGUGACGGGUAGUGUCUUGGAGGAGGGUAUGGACUGGAGCAUCAACCCCCACAGUCCCGCGGGUGCCCGGGGGACCGGGGCCACCUGCGGCAGCAGCCCCCGCGUCAACAGGGCGGUGGCAAAUUGGCUGGUGCUCCGGGGCCAGGGGGCAGGCGACGUGGACGUGGGGGAGUUUGCGGACCCCGCAUUGACCUCUGCCUGGACGGUCGACCCGCUCUCAGUGUCGUACAAUCCGGCCAAGUUUGGUCGCUGCCUCAUGUCUGCCUCCUUGCUGAGCAAUGAUCGGCGCUGCGUGGGCCCCAUUGAGCGUAUGCAGGAGUGCGCGUACGGCAUGUUGGCGUCGCGAGCGUUCGUACACCAGUACGAGGCGUACGGCAUGAGCAUCUCCGACUUUACGGCAUGCUUUGCCCGCAUUGAGGACAUUGCACAGCGCUACGUGAGGCUUUAG